CAAGAAGAGAAAAAAAUAUACUCUUUUUAGCUAAAAAUAGGACAAACAAAAAUAUAUUAUCCAAGAGAGGAAAGAAAUGGCGAGGAGGAUGCUUUGCAUCACCAUUUCCUUAUAUUGCUUAUUCAUAGCACAUGCUCAAAUUUUUGACAUCACAACCUACGGUGCAAAGCCUGGUGGUGCUGACAUUAGCCAGGCUCUGUUAACUGCUUGGAAAGGUGCAUGUGAUUCUUCAACACCAAGCACUAUUUUGAUUCCAAAGGGCAAAUUUAUAUUGAAGGAAGCAUAUUUAAAAGGCCCUUGCAAGGCUCCCCAUAUUGCACUUACUAAUCAAGGCUCCGUCAUUGCCCUCCCUGAACCGACAUCAGUAAAAAAGAACAAUGAAUGGAUAAUGAUACAAUACGUCGACCAUCUCACCAUCAACGGCAACGGUGUCUAUGAUGGCGUUGGAGCUAAGUCCUGGGCACUAAACAAAGAACAUUGUUGGAAUUCUACACAAUGUAAUCAAUUUCCAAAUAAUUUUGGUCUUCACAAUCUCAAGCAUUUAACAGUUAGGGACAUAACAUCCAAGGAUGCCAAAUCAUUCCACUUCAUCUCCAAACACAGAUGUUUGGGUGACAAACAAGAUCUCUCCAACACCAUGAAUGGCGUUAGAAUCAAAACUUGGGCAUACUCCCAACCAAACGAAGCAUCUAAUAUGCAUUUUGAAAACAUCCGAAUGGAUAAUGUCGGCAACCCUAUCAAUAUUGACCAACUUUAUUGCCCAUCUGGUGGUUGCAAUAUGAAUAUGCCAUCAAGGGUUAAACUCAACAAAAUCAGCUUCAAAGGCAUUACAGGGACUUCAUCAACUCCCGUCGCCGUGAAUCUGGUCUGCAGUUCUACUUUCCCUUGCCAAGGUGUGGAGAUUGGUAACAUUGAUUUAAAAUUCACAGGAGGUGCUGCACAAUUCGUCUGCUCAAAUGCAAGGCCCGCAUUUUCUGGCAAACAAAAUCCUAAAAUAAACUGCAACAAGUUUAAAGUGCAUGGAAUAAUUUCUCACGACUUGGGAGGCAAAAUACAUCCAUCCAUACUGAAUUUGGAGCACUUGGAGUAUUUGGAUCUUUAUUACAACAACUUUUCAGGUACUCCGAUUCCACCAUUUCUCGGAUCCUUGAAAAAUUUGCGGUAUCUCGACCUUGAUGCAAACUUUGUUGAUUUACCUCCAGAUUCUUUUUGUAACCUUACUAGUCUCAUUUCCAUGGACCUUAGUUUUAAUCAAUUCGAAGGAUCGAUUCCUUUGUGCAUUGGGAACCUGAGUUCUCUGACAAGUCUUUAUCUGGAAAGCAACAAGCUUGGUGGAGAACUACCAGAUGAGCUUGGUAAUCUCAAGCAGCUAACUACACUUGAUCUUUCUGUUAACUAUUUCGAGGGUCCAAUUCCCUCAAGUUUUGGACAGCUUUCGAUGAUGAAAAGUCUCAAUCUUAAUGCUAAUCAGUUGAAUGGUACAAUUCCUCCAGCUUUACUGAAUCUUACUGAAUUGGACACUUUAGAUGUUACUUACAAUUCAUUGUCCGGUGCGCUAUCUGAAUCUGAUUUUGGGAAACUCAAAAGUUUGCGACACUUUCGCAUUUCAAAGAACAAAUUUCUUAGUUUUAACGUGAGCUCCCGAUGGAUUCCUCCAUUUCAGCUGGACGAGCUUGUGAUGGAUUUUGUCUUCAUUGGAACCCAAUUUCCUCCUUUUCUCCAAACUCAAAGGAAUAUUAGUCAUAUAGCCCUAAGAAAUGCCAGCAUCUCCGGUUCUCUCCCUGGUUGGUGCUGGACUACCUCUGCUGAUCUUUUUUACUUUGAUCUUUCCAACAACUUCUUGACUGGACCUGUUCCAGCAUUCGGUGCGAAUCACUCAAUAAACUCGCGGUUUGGAGCUCUUAACCUUGCUAACAAUCAUUUGACUGGUAACAUUCCUGAGGAAUUAUGCAACUUGCAGUCUCUAAAGGUCAUAUCUCUCGCCAAUAACCUGCUGACCGGAAAGAUUCCUCUGUGCCUUGGAGAAAUGAGGCAGUUGGAAGUGUUGGAUCUGGCGAAUAAUAGCCUUUCCGGUCAAAUUCCAUAUACACUUGGUGAAUUGGGUGGGCUUAAUUUCCUGCAUUUGAGUGGGAACAAGUUAUUCGGUUUGCUUCCUUCGUCAUUGCAAAAUUUGACAUUUUUAGUUACUCUUGAUCUAGCCAAUAAUCAGUUCAGGGACUCAAUACCUGAUUGGAUCGGGAAAGAAUUCUCAAGAUUGCGAUUUCUUAGGCUUCAAUCCAACAAUUUUUAUGGUAACAUUUCUGUAAAUCUCUGUCAAUUGCCUUCCCUUCAAGUGCUAAAUCUAGCAGAGAACAACUUGGUUGGCAACAUCCCUCCUUGUCUUGGGAACUUGAGUGCGAUGCUAUCAGAUGAGUCCCGUGGAGAUACUGGAAUCGAUUCCAGCUGCCACCAGAGAGGAUUAAGCCUUGGGUCGAUCAUGAAUGAUGUAAAAGCCAGCAGGGGUUAG
Molecule: messenger RNA, 2506 nt
Organism: Oldenlandia corymbosa var. corymbosa
Lineage: Eukaryota; Viridiplantae; Streptophyta; Magnoliopsida; Gentianales; Rubiaceae
Source: the annotation of a GenBank genome assembly